Molecule: messenger RNA, 3504 nt
Organism: Styela clava
Lineage: Eukaryota; Metazoa; Chordata; Ascidiacea; Stolidobranchia; Styelidae
Source: RefSeq, a predicted model, not a curated record
AAUUUUGUUGUUUUGGGGGAAAGGAAAUAUUACUCCAUAUGGUAUUCGGAUGAGUUAUUUUGUUUGCAUAUUUUGUUUAGGUAUUUAGUGUCAUGCACUCUACUGCUAUAUGAACACAUCGUUGAAAGCCAGGACACAAGUCUGCAAGUUGUACCUAUUGGCACUUAUGUUGUUAUAAUGGGGAGGAAUCCUCAAAUUUUUGUAAAAACUUUUCUCUAUGCAAUAUUGAUCAUAUUCCAAUUAGCAGUAUGUGAACAUACUCCCAAACUUUUGCUUAUUUCUUUCGAUGGCUUCCGUUGGGAUUAUCUUUCAAAAACUGACACGCCAAAUUUUGAUAGAAUUACAAACAAUGGAGUGAGGGCAAAAUGGAUAAAAGACUCAUUCACAUCACUCACUUUUCCUAAUCACUAUACAAUUGCUACUGGACUUUAUGAAGAAAGUCAUGGCAUAGUUGCCAAUAUAUUUUAUGAUCCAGUAUUUAAUGAAACUUUUCAAAUUGGAAACGAGACAACCGUGCUUGAUGGGAAAUUUUGGGGUGGUGAACCCAUUUGGGUGACAAACCAACUCCAGGGUGGCCGGACUGGGGUGUAUUAUUGGCCAGGUAGUGAGGCAGAGAUUAAAGGUGUAAGACCUAACAUAUAUGAGAAAUAUAUUCAACAGGAGGUUUCUAUGGCUCUUUGGAGAAAUCGGACUGAUACAGUCAUUGAAUGGUUAACAGAUCCUGAAAAUGUUGUUGAUUUAGCUCUGUUAUAUUUCAAGGAACCAGAUCACACUGGGCAUAUUUAUGGACCUGAAUCCCCCGAGGUUGUUCAAAUGAUUCAACAAUGUGACAAUAUUACAGGUUAUAUCCUCGAUCAAAUUGAAGAGCAUGGUCUCAGCAACCUGUUAAACAUUAUCAUAACAAGUGAUCAUGGGAUGACUGGGAUGAACAGAAGUAGAUUUAUAACAUUGGAUGAUCACAUUGACACUCAUCAAACGAAGCAUCUUAUAAAUUACAUUGUUGGGACAAGUGUGUGGCCUAAAAGUGGAGAAAAUAUAACAGAAGAACUUUACAAAAAUCUUUCAUCUAUUGAUCCAGAACAUGUUCAAGUAUGGAUGAAAAAAGAUAUCCCACCAGAAUAUCAUUAUGCAAACAAUCGUCGUAUUGCACCUAUUUUGAUGUCGGCUAAUGAAGGAUGGGGUAUUAAAGAAAAUUGGAACGACACCCAUUAUCUAUUAGGAAGACAUGGGUUUAACAAUUCAAAAAUGGACAUGCAUCCAUUCUUUGUUGCAACUGGUCCAGUGUUUAAGAAAGGAUUCAUUUCUGAACCAUUUGAAAAUGUUAAUAUAUAUUCAUUGAUGUGUCAUAUAUUAGGGAUAAAUCCUGCACCAAACAAUGGUUCAUUAGAUGCUGUGAAACAACUACUUGCUGAUGAAUAUAUCCCAGAUGAGGAAUACAAAUAUACACAACUACAAUUCACUAUCGCGAAAUGGGCAGGCAUAUGUUUUGGAGCUAUUAUUGUUAUCGUAUUGCUGAUUUAUGUGAUCAAAGAACUCAAGAUGAAUUCACAAAUGAGAAAAGAGGUUUCAGGAUUUUCCAAUUCUAAUUUGAAAUAUAGUGAACGAGAUGAAAAUCGUGAGCCGUUACUCAGCACUGAUUUUCCUUGAUUCUGAAUUCUCUACUCUAAUGGCAUGAUGCAAUUAAAAGUAUAAGUUUCUUUGUUUUUUCAUCAUGUAAAGUAUUGUGGAUGCAGAUAUGUUUCAAAUGUCAGUAAUGAUUAAGGAUGUGUUAGUUAUAUUUUUAAACUUUUGCACAGUCCUAGUAUAGGAAUCUUCUGGUUUUUAUAUGUUCCAAUGUAUCAUGAUCAAAUACACUGUAACAUUAGCCUAUUAGUUAUGGUAAUUGUUUAUUCAAUUUAUCUUCACCUGUUCUUUUGAUUUUCAAUUAACAUCAUUAUUAAUUAACAAAUUAAUUAACAAAAUCAUUGAUGAGCACUCCUCUAAUUACUUGCACCUAUUACACCCGAAUAACAAACUAUUUUCUGUCACCACAUUUUUCUUCCAUGUAUCAAAAUAAAAAAUGUAUAAUAUCUGAAUAUGAUUGCAAUGCAUCAUUUCAACUGUUGAAAAGAAUGUAUAUAGUUAAUGCUUUCGUAAAGACGGCAGUAAUUAAAAAUAUAUUCAAUUUUAAGUUGGGCCAACUAGAAAACAUUUUCACAUGGGAUACUGGCUUUUGUAUUUAUGUGGGAACUGACAGAGAAUCAAUGAAUUUUUCCACACAAUGUUUCAUUUUAAACUUUGCAGUUGCAUCUAUAUAUGUGACAUUUGAAACAUGGUUUAUGAGUGGGUAUUUUAGGGGUGUUUCAUGUUGUUUGUAGUCUGUGUUUCGUGCUAUGUUCUAUAUUGGGGAUUAUUUUCAAUAUAAAAACAAACAAUGAUUAAUCAUAUUGAUGUUGCAAAUCGACAUUGAUCCCGAUGGCAGUAUUGGUUUGUUAUGAAAUAAAUCUGACUGAUAAAUUGCUCUCCGAAAAUUGCUUUACUACGCCCUUAUAGAUUAUAAUUGUCUUUCUUAUUCAAAUUUAUUAUUUUUCCCUGACAGUUCUUUUCACUGUUUUAAUUAUUAUGAGGUGGAGUGACAUUUUUAUCUUCUCAAAUCUCAGCCUGUGAUGUAGUGUCUGUUUGAAUGGUGGUUGUAUAUUCUUGCCCCACAAGCUUAAUGUUGCUUUACUUUCAGGAAUCAUUAUCUUGUAUACUUUGUAGAUAUUCUCUUUAUAAAAAUUUAUUAUGUGCUAAUUUUACUUUUAUUAUGCGCAAUGAGGGCAGCAGAUAUAAAAUAUUCGGAAAUUAUUGUGCACUUGUUAGUCAUCCUUUGUUAGUUGUUGAAAUUGUGAGUCACUUCCUGACCAAUUUAAAAAUAAAAAACAGAUAAAGUUCAUAGUUGGUUAAGGUUUAUAUCCUCAGUAGAUGAUUGUAUGCUCAAAUUCUUCAUAUUAAUUUCAAAACCCCCCAAUUCACUUCUGGAUACUCUAGUGAAAUUGAUUAUAUGUAUAUUUAAUUACAUUUGUUAUCAUGGAAUAUGUCAUGUAAAAUUUGUGAAAAUAACUGAUGUUAUGAUUACGAAUAAUAGCCCGGUGCAUUCAAUAUUGAAUAUACAUAUUCAAUAUUAUAAUAUAGACUCUCGGAUUUGAAUGUAAACUUUCGGAACCCAUGGACUGUGCUGGGAGAACCCUGGUCGAAAACCACCGUCCUAGACCUAAGAUAUUAAAGGUCUGCUGAAUGAUUGUUAUCUGUAUUGUUUUGAAAAUUUAAAUAAAAAAUUACUAGUAAACUCGCCAGCAAAUAAAAUGAAGGAUAAGCGAAACUCCUAACUGAAUAUCGUAACAUAAGCCUGAUUCUGUUGGUUCAAAAUGAAACUCGCUGGUCACUGAAUGCAGAAAUUAUUCUUUUCAUUAUUUAUUUAAUGCGUCAAAUCAUCUGAAACCAAUAAUAUUGUGCACACUGGCCAAUAAAAUAUAUUCGUUUCAA